AGGCAGCAGACAGCGACAAUCCAAGUUCCAAUCCAAGUUCCAACUUCCAACAAUACCUUGUUAAAUACAGAAGCAGUAAGCACAGCUGACUAGUUGAAUGCAAUGUACCUUCACAAAGACUAAUCUUUAAGAGUCAAAUAAAUAAGGUUCAUAUUAGUAUAUUUCUCUCUAAAAUUUUUUGUGAACACGCGUUGACUGAAUUUCGUGGUACAAACUAAAAAAAGUGUAAAUGUGAAUCUACUUCAGGGUUAUUUGUAACAAUUGUUUAAUAGUUCUUGUUCCUUUUAUUUCGCCGCUCUAAACUAAAUUGUACUUUGGACUGUAAUCUGUAAUGUCUUGCCACUGAUAAAUUUAUAAUUUGCUGUAUUCGAUAUAUUUAUUAAUUAGUCCGAUAAAUUGAACAGUGGGUAUCUACAUAACAAUGGCUUUCAGACGAUUAGUGACUUUGAAUAUAAAAAACGAACUUCAUACUUUCCAUAAACUUCAGAAUAGGCCUUCAAAUUUGAUGAUUAUGGUUUCUACGGUUCACACUCGGAGCAUUUCUUCUUUGGAGAUAACAAAAAAUCUCUCAUUACUCAGUAAGGAAAAGAAGAGUAAUAAAGUGAUAAAUUUGAAAUUGGAGAAACCUGAAGGCAAGCCCUUAGUUGUAAUGUUAUCCUGGCUAAUGGCCAGAAGAAAACAUAUUUAUAAAUAUGCUGAUUUGUAUUUGCAACAUGAUUUUGAUGUUUUGAAUGUUAGUAUAAGUCCCUGGCAAUUGCUGUGGCCUACCAAAGGAACUCAAAUGGUAGCAAAGGACGUGCUAAAAUUUUUGGAUAUCAACACGAAAUAUGGUCCACUAAUCCUACACGGAUUCUCUGUUGGCGGUUAUCUUUGGGGUGAAGUUUUGGUAAACAUUGCCGCUGAAAGGGAUCGCUACGCUCACGUCGUGGACCGUAUAGCAGGUCAGGUCUGGGACAGCGCCGCUGAUAUUACCGAAAUUUCUGUCGGUCUCCCCAUUGCUGUAUUCCCAAGGAACAAGGUUAUGCAAGCCGCUCUCAGACAAUAUGUUGUGUAUCACUUAAAAGCAUUCGAUAAGGUAGCAACAAGGCACUACGUGAGGUCCAGUCAGAUGUUCCACACUAAUCUAGUGAGAGCGCCAGCUCAGUUUUUCUUGAGUAAAACUGAUCCUAUUGGUGCUGUGAAAUCCAACCAGAGGGCGAAGGAAAGUUGGGAAAGCAUGGGAAUUCAGGUAUACUGGAAGUGUUGGGACAGGUCGCCGCAUGUGGGCCACUUCCGUUCUCACCAAAAAGAAUACAUCUCCACUUUGAAUGCGUUUUUAGAAAACACCAACAUUUUGAGCGAGAAAAUUACAAAAAAAGUCAAGGCAAAGCUAUAAUACUUAUCAACACGAAUCUAUUUAAGCACCAUUUACGGUAUCAUUGUAUUUGUAGCGAGUAGAGUUGAUCACUGUCAAAAAAAGUAUCUAGGGCUCGGUCACAUACUGAGAAUUUAGGUAGGUUUUUUAUUUUCAUGAUUCUUUUUCAGUGCACUACUAGGCAAAAGCCCUGUGAAGAUAAGAAAUGACGUUUAAGAAUCCCCGCCCUGACUUUUGCAUAUUUAAAAUAUAAUUUUUAUUUUUAAUUUUAUUUACUCCUGUUAAACCAUACUGUGGACAAUUUAUUAAAUUAUUUGGAAUUUAUGUGUCGAUUUUUAGAGAUUGAUAUUACGGCAAAAUGUGAUAGAUUAAUUUGAUAUAUUUUCCCUAGAUUUCUUCAGAUUUUGCACUUAAAUCAUUUUCCUUUGAUUCAGCUCUUUGAAUCAAUCAAAAUUUGUUAGUAAAUUAAUUUUAUUAAAUUUUCUGUAAGCAACAAAAAAGUUACGUAUAUUGAAUCACUUUCUGUGAUAAUUGGAAUGGGAAAUAAUUGUUACCUGUGUACAAAAAGACAUCAAGUACUUUACGAAAACAAUUGUGAUUUUUUUUAAAUUGAUUUUUUUUGCUACAUUUUAGUUGUGCUGCUAAUAACUCACCAAAAGUAAAAUAUUUAUCUUAAAAAAUAAUGUAAUUAGUGAAAUCACCGAAACGGAACAGCAGUUCUGUCAAAAAGUCUAGUCUCUAUCUGUAUUAUUUCUUUUUUCUCGUAUGAAGGUAAAGCAAAACGAGUGCAUUUUGGAUAAUUUCAUAAAUCAGGACAAAAAGGAAGUAAUCCGAUGUUAUUUAAAAAGUAUAAAAAAUAGUCAAAGUAUCAGUAAUUGAUACUUUUGUUAUACUGAACAAAAUGAUUUAAAAUUAGGUUGUAAGCAGUAGGUCGUAACAAUAGACGUUAUGGAUAAGAGUAUCACGCACUAUGUAGAAGCUCAUUAAAAUAGGAGUUGUAUACUCCACUGUAUACUAUUUUUGAAAUAUCCAUGGACGUGAAUAAGCCUUAAAAAAUGUGUUGCUAUAACGGAAAAAUUUUGUAUCAAGAGAAUAUUUUCCUUGUAGGUAUUAGUUCUGCAAAUGUGAGAUUUAUAAAUUUAUAUGUAGGUAGAACAUGUAUUUUAUAUUAUGUUGAAUACAUUUUUAUAAUAAAACUUGUUGAUAUGAA
Molecule: messenger RNA, 2564 nt
Organism: Anoplophora glabripennis (Asian longhorned beetle)
Lineage: Eukaryota; Metazoa; Arthropoda; Insecta; Coleoptera; Cerambycidae
Product: transmembrane protein 53
Exons: 6
Coding region: 422-1375 (317 amino acids)
Molecular function (GO): serine hydrolase activity
Source: RefSeq, a predicted model, not a curated record